CUCAACACCUUAGCCUGGAAAAAAUUUUAAAUGAAUCUGACGGAUCUAGCGAAGACGAAUUUAUUGAUUCGGAAACUUUGGAUACAGAAUCGGAAAUACAUGCUUUUGAGGACACUUUGUCAGAUAUAUCAUAUAAAUCAACGACAUCAACAACCGCUUCAAAUAUACCAAUGUCACCACGGAUAUCAAAAUCUUAUUAUGAUUCUAAUGUUUCAAAACUUCGUACUAUGUCGUCAGCAUCGCUUGCUUCAGCUAAAUCAAAAGCUUCAUCACAUUUUUCACGUUCAUCAUCACCUUCUAUGUUGUUUAAUGAAGAUGCUGCAUUUUCAACACCACCGGAACCAUGGGAUGCAUUUAGAUGGAAGCCUAUGGAUAAAAUUUCUGAUCACUUAUAUUCUCAAAGUGCUGGAUUACCAACUGUAUUGGCUGUUAGUGGAGUGAUUGCGAUAGGUACGACUCGUGGUUUAGUAUUGGUCUAUGAGAAUCCGCAAGAGAUUUUAAAAUGUAUACUUGGAUCUACUUCUAACGCUAUUGAAUACGGUGCUGUCACAUCUCUUGCAAUUUCCUCUGACCAUAGUCAAAUAUUAAGUGGCCAUUCACAAGGAUAUAUUUUAAUAUGGGAUAUUAAUAAACCAAUUAGUCCAAUACGUACCAUCUUGCCUAUUUCUUCAGGUGCUGUAGCUGGUGGGAAAAAGGAAGGUCAUAUUCAUGGUUCAGCUAUCUUACAUGUUGGCUUUGUUGGCGUUCGCAAAAAUGGAAUUGUUUCUG
Molecule: messenger RNA, 768 nt
Organism: Entrophospora sp. SA101
Lineage: Eukaryota; Fungi; Glomeromycota; Glomeromycetes; Entrophosporales; Entrophosporaceae
Source: the annotation of a GenBank genome assembly